Drosophila biarmipes is the source of this 2271-nucleotide messenger RNA. RefSeq lists its product as uncharacterized. The record is from RefSeq and is a predicted model, not a curated record. The transcript is spliced from 2 exons. Bases 59 to 2179 code for a protein of 706 amino acids. Lineage: Eukaryota; Metazoa; Arthropoda; Insecta; Diptera; Drosophilidae.
AUAAAAUUGAUUUCAAGCUGUAGACACUUGUCCUAUAUAUAUUUACUUUUCCCGCACGAUGUCCAUUCCGCCGAAAGUCGAAUUUUGUUUUCCGUUGAAUUGCGAUACGCCUGGCUCAGAUACAUCUGACGAGGAGGAGUUCACAGAACACUUCUUCAACGAAGAAGUGCUGGAGCAGGACACUUCCGAGGACGGUGAGGAUGAUAGUGAAGCAGUAAGCGGAUAUGAAACAUCAGCGAGCCGCAGGGGUAGGAGGCACAAGAAACACAAGAAGCACAAGAAGCGCAAGAAGAAGCACAAAAGGAAGCUCAAGUCUUCUGAGAGUGCCCCGAUCUUACAACAGUCGACCGACAAGAUUCACUCGCCCAUAACAUCCGAAGACGUGCUUAUGCCCCCUCCAUGUUCAACUACAGUUUCCAAGGCCAAACCGCUACACACCCCAGACAUGGCGAAACAGGUGCCGGAAGUAUGUGGGCCAGUAGCACAACCCUUACUCGAUUUCGAUAUGGAGCUUACCCCGAAAAUAGAACCAGAGUGGGAAAAUGCCAAAAACCUUCUGCCCAAACCUCCCAUUCCUGUGGAUCAAGUAGAUCAGAGCGAUCCCGAGCAACCUUCGCUUUCGGAUAUUUCUAAGAAUUGCGAGCGUCUAAAGGAGGGUUCUGUGCCGCAUUUGGAAACGGAGUGGCCUCUAAAUUGUAUGGCCGAACAGAAGAAGUCUGAGUCUCCCCCCUCAAAUGUGAUGAAAUGCCUGAUGUUUGGGGCGACUGAUCCAAAAAGUCAUUCCCAAGAAAACAAUGUUAAGGAGGGGCUUUUCGACUGGGAUGUAAACAGCAAAUGGUAUAGGGAUAACCUUCAGCGUCGCGUAUGUAACGAUCUUCCGUUCGCCCUUAAUCGCAUAACCACCGGUGUGGAAGAACAACAGGCUUUGUCGGAUUGGAUCAAAUCGGAGGGCCUCAACGAACCGAACAGCGACAUUGAGGAGUUCAAUAUGCUACUGAGCUUAGCUAAGGACUAUCCCAAGAAUCAUGAUCUACUAUUCAAGGUGCUUAAGCCGCCUACUCCUCUUACCACGCAGGCAAAGGAAGUUCGAAAGAGGCCUUCUAUGGUGUUCGAAGUAGAACCUCUAAAACCUGAUGCUAUGGAGCGGCAGAUCGGCAAACCUGUGUAUUAUAAAGUGGUCCCAAAUAUUUCUCCGGAAUACAAGAGUCCAGAAACAACUGUUGUAAAACCAGUUCAAAAUAUGCAACUGAUAGAAUAUGAACCAGAAAAUAUGGAAUCAAUCCUGCCAAGGCCCCUAGAUGAGGCCGCCAAUCAGGAGUGGCUACAACACUGUAGUAAGACCAUCAGCCAGCAACUGCAACUUCUAAUAAAUGAAGGAGGAGCCACAGUUUGCCUGAAGGACUUCGAGGAUAUCGUUGACGAAAACAUUACGGAAUUCAGGGAUCCUCAAUCCAAAAGUCUCGCCUCCAAGUGGUACGAGCAAUAUGGUAUCAACUCGGUAGAGCACUUGCGCAGAACUUUGACGCUUACGCCCAUACCAGUUCUUCAGGAACAGUGCCUCCAGAAGAUCCGUAUUCUAAGAAGACCCACCAAACCCAAAAGCGAUCCCUUGGACCUGUCCAUUGAACUUAGGUUCUGUAAGCUGUUUUGCACACUUGAAAUGAACACGCAUUUGUAUCUUGAAAUGGCUGUCAAGAGAGUGGAAAACACCGUCUUCAGAAGCGAUAUAGGUGUGAUCGAAGUGGAACUUGGGGCCUCACAGAUGGGUUGGGUAUGGGCCAAUGGCACUGUGAUGGUUGUGAACGCAAUAAGUUAUGAGGAGCUGGACGAAACCCUUUGCGACAUCGUUGCCAAAACUAUGGGGACGAUGAACUUUAGGGACGAUCCCUUCCACAAGCUUCUACACCUAAGGCUCUUUUCCUGUGCCAACUUCCCCUGGAGCAUGAACUUGGAGGAGUUUAGUAAGGACCAUGCCUGUUCCUCAGAACCACUACAUCGUGAGGUGAACUUCGUUUACUAUGUGAGCAAGGAACUUCCCGGAGUGUCGGCUAGACUCUAUGAAUCGGGAAUGUUCCAGGUGUUCGCCAUGACCACUGCUGAGGCGGAUAAGAUGGUGAAGCAACUGUACCUGCUUACGGCCAGUUAUCGAAAGCCCCUAAGCAAACUGGAAUCGAAUUAAAACCUUCAAAUAAACAAAAAACUGUUAGGCAGUUAAAUGUAGAAUUCAUGUUUAUAAUAAUAAGUAAAGCCUUGAAUUGAGGAAGACUACAA